AUGUCUCUACGCCCUGGUCGAUAUCUUGCUCGGUUCAUAGUCGAGGGAGACCAAGAUUUUGUUGGGGGUAUGUAUGCUACCGGUAAAGGACCUGGUCGACCGAUCGGGCUCGAUCCCAACAGGCCUGAGUUUUAUGGGCAGCAACAAUGGGAGUUUGAACUCGCUCCCGAGGGAGGGCGUGACGUGUAUACAAUCAAUUCCAGACCUGGUGAAUCCUGGAGCUAUGAAUCCGAAAAUCCUAUACCUGAAGAGCCCAUCAUCUUGGACGGUGCGAAACUGUUCAGAGUGCAACGCUCAGAGGGAAGCCAAGGGGGAGAUAUUUUCACCAUUGCCUCAACCAAAAGCCUCAUCGGAGCGACUCUCUACGUGGGAGCUGGAGAAAAUCAGAGAGUUUUAACGUUUAUUCCUGUCCCUGUAAUUCCCGGUGCUCAUGGUCCCCUUUGGGAGUUCAAGCGGCUGGAAGAAUAA
Rhizoctonia solani is the source of this 468-nucleotide messenger RNA. RefSeq names its product peptidase inhibitor clitocypin domain-containing protein. Gene Ontology annotation, molecular function: cysteine-type endopeptidase inhibitor activity. The record is from RefSeq and is a predicted model, not a curated record. The transcript is spliced from 4 exons. NCBI's taxonomy places the organism in Eukaryota, Fungi, Basidiomycota, Agaricomycetes, Cantharellales, Ceratobasidiaceae. The coding region runs from base 1 to 468 and encodes 155 amino acids.